This is a messenger RNA of Phalaenopsis equestris, 2516 nucleotides long. RefSeq names its product protein RETICULATA-RELATED 5, chloroplastic-like. The transcript is spliced from 7 exons. The record is from RefSeq and is a predicted model, not a curated record. Bases 80 to 2233 code for a protein of 717 amino acids. Lineage: Eukaryota; Viridiplantae; Streptophyta; Magnoliopsida; Asparagales; Orchidaceae.
UUCUAUGAGCUCUCGCUUUGAAGACAGCAACUCGGCUUCUUUAUCCGUAUAAUUCUCUCCGCUUCCGCCACGGCGGGAGAUGAUAUCCCUCGCUCAUAACAUCUGCGAUUUUAGACAGCUGGGCCGCCUAGGUACCACGAGCCGCCCUCUUUGUCAGCCGGAAAUUGACUCCCCAUUGUACCAAUUCUCUCCGGCUCGCCGUCGCUCGAGGUUUAACUACGCUGGCAUCAGCUGCGAUCUCACCGGAAAUGCUGAUACCUCACCGGAACCUAGCCAGAGAAUUUCUGGACGUAGGCGUGAGUUCGUGCUUGUGCCCAUUAUUGUUACGGCAUCCGGAUUGCUUAGCUCCCUCGCUACUGCAAAGGCCGAGGAGCAGGUCCCAAAUUCCCCCGCCAGCGUUGACGCGGUAGUUGAAGAGAAGAUGGAGAAGGAAAAAGAGAAGGAUAAGACGGAAGAGGGAGAUGGUUCGGCUAUGUCUAGGGUUUAUGAUGCAACGGUGAUUGGGGAGCCACAGGCGGUUGGAAAGGACAGGAAGAAGGUUUGGGAGAGGCUUUUGGCUGCUCGGAUUGUGUAUCUUGGUGAGGCCGAGCAGGUUCCGGACCGUGAUGAUAGGAUUUUGGAGCUGGAGAUCGUGAGGAAUCUCUUUAGCCGGUGCUCGGAGCAACAGAGGUCUCUAUCGUUGGCUAUUGAAGCUUUCCCUUGCGAUCUACAAGAACAGCUUAAUCAAUUUAUGGAAGGGAGAAUUGAUGGUGCAGCCUUAAGAUCUUACACCUCCCACUGGCCACCUGAGCGCUGGCAGGAAUAUGCGCCUCUUUUAAAUUAUUGUCUCGAUAAUGGAGUCAAACUUGUUGCUUGUGGUACUCCACUUGAGGUAUUAAGAACUGUUCAAGCUGAAGGGAUUCGGGGCUUGACUGGAGCACAGCGUAAACUAUAUGCUCCACCUGCUGGUUCAGGAUUUAUUUCUGGUUUCACAUCUAUUUCUGGCAGGUCUUUGUUAGACCAGCUUUCUUCAAAACAAUCUGUCCCAUUUGGUCCUUAUUCUUACCUAUCCGCCCAAGCAAAAGUCGUCGAUGAUUAUUCAGUGUCCCAGAUUAUAAUGCAAGCAGUGAUAGAUGGAGGUUCUACUGGUUUGCUUGUCGUUGUGACAGGCGUAAGUCAUGUCAUUUAUGGAUCUAGAGGUAUGGGCGUCCCUGCAAGGAUUUCAAGAAAACUGCAAAAGAAGAAUCAAGUGGUUAUAUUGCUUGAUCCUGAAAGGCAACAGAUUCGCAGGGAAGGAGAGGUUCCUGUAGCUGAUUUCCUGUGGUACUCUGCUGCUAAGUCUUGUAGCAGGAAUUGCUUCGAUCGAGCUGAAAUAGCUCGAGUGAUGAAUGCAGCCGGUCGUAGACGAGAGGCUCUCCCUCAGGAUCUACAAAAAGGUCUUGACCUUGGAGUAGUAUCUCCUGAGAUACUGCAAAACUUUUUUGACCUUGAGCAGUAUCCUAUUAUUGCUGAACUCCUUCAUCGAUUUCAAGGGUUUCGAGAAAGAUUACUGGCUGACCCCAAGUUUCUUAAUCGUUUAGCUAUUGAAGAAACUAUAUCAGUAACAACGACCCUCUUAGCACAAUAUGAAAGACGGAAGGGCCGCUUUUUUGAAGAAAUUGACUAUGUCCUGACUGAUACCAUCAGAGGUAUUGUGGUCGAUUUUUUUACAGUGUGGCUGCCUGCACCAACUUUGUCAUUUCUUUCUCAAAUUCAAGAUAGCUCCCCCUUGGAUAAAUUAGAAUUGCUACAAGGAUUUCUAGGAUCCUUACCUGACAAUGCCUUCCAAAAGAGUAUGGUUGGAAAGGACUGGAAUGUGAAUCAGAGAUUGGCAUCAGUGCUAUUUGGAGGCCUGAAACUUGCCAGUGUUGGUUUUAUUUCUAGUGUUGGAGCUGGUGCUGCUUCAGAUGUUUUAUAUGCCAUCCGGCAGUAUCUGAAUGGUACUUUUAUCACGGAUGGAAAUAGGAAACGAACUCCCAUAUUGAAAUCAGCUAUUGUUUAUAGUUGUUUUCUUGGAACAUCAGCAAAUCUGCGAUAUCAGGUUAUUGCUGGAAUUGUGGAGCAUAGGCUUUCAGACUAUCUACUAUCUUAUUAUAAUAAUCCUAUACUUUCAAAUAUAUUGUCAUUCAUUGUUCGGACAUUCAACUCGUACUGGGGAACGCAGAUGAUGCUAUCAUAUUCUCUAACGCGGGCAAGAAUUCCAUUAAAAGGCUGAUGGGCACCUUAAACACUUUUCAAAACAUAUCCGGUCUCAUUUUAAAUCAUUUUAAGUGUCAGCUAUUCUUUAGAAAAUCGGUGAAACAAAACAUUAUCACCUGUCCGUCAAUUAUUCAGGUUAUAUCUUUUCUCUUCCUAUCAAAUAUUUAGGUAUAAAUAUUUUUAGAGGUAGGAAGAAACAAACCCAAAUGGAUGCUGUAAUUGAGAAUAUCAAAGCCAGAAUUCAUGAUUGAAGGAACAUUUUUUUAUCUAAUCGGGGCAGGCUAACUCUUCUCACAAGU